Molecule: messenger RNA, 3082 nt
Organism: Pipistrellus kuhlii (Kuhl's pipistrelle)
Lineage: Eukaryota; Metazoa; Chordata; Mammalia; Chiroptera; Vespertilionidae
Gene: VAC14
Product: VAC14 component of PIKFYVE complex
Exons: 19
Coding region: 300-2672 (790 amino acids)
Biological process (GO): positive regulation of kinase activity; phosphatidylinositol biosynthetic process
Cellular component (GO): PAS complex; endosome membrane
Source: RefSeq, a predicted model, not a curated record
CGGCUGCGGAGUCACGUGAGCGGAGUAACAUGGCCGCCGCCCCCUGAGCGCGGCAGGUGCGGGAAUGGACCUGGUCGCUUGAGUCGCUGGGGACAGGUGUACGGGGGCGGGGUCCAGGCCCAGGUUUCCGAAUCGGCGCGCUGCGGCGGAGCGAGGCAGGCGGGCCGGGGCGGCGUGGCCCAUGAGCCAGCGCCGGAGGCAGCGCGGAGCCGCAGACUCCCCUGGUCCCCGGCGCAGCCCGGGCAGUCGCGGGCUGAGGAGGAAUCGCGGGGCUCCGGGGGGCACCCCGAGUUGCCACCAUGAACCCCGAGAAGGACUUCGCGCCGCUCACGCCCAACAUCGUGCGCGCCCUCAAUGACAAGCUCUACGAGAAGCGGAAGGUGGCGGCGCUGGAGAUCGAGAACCCCUCUCCCUCUCUCUCCAGGCUGGUCCGAGAGUUCGUGGCCCAGAACAACACCGUGCAAAUCAAGCAUGUGAUCCAGACCCUGUCUCAGGAGUUUGCCUUGUCUCAGCACCCCCACAGCCGGAAAGGGGGCCUCAUCGGCCUGGCCGCCUGCUCCAUCGCGCUGGGCAAGGACUCAGGGCUCUACCUGAAGGAGUUGAUUGAGCCGGUGCUGACCUGCUUCAAUGACGCAGACAGCAGGCUGCGCUACUACGCCUGUGAGGCCCUCUACAACAUCGUCAAGGUGGCCCGGGGCGCCGUGUUGCCCCACUUCAACGUGCUCUUUGACGGGCUGAGCAAGUUGGCUGCUGACCCAGACCCCAAUGUGAAAAGUGGAUCUGAGCUGCUAGACCGCCUUUUAAAGGACAUCGUGACGGAGAGCAACAAGUUUGACCUGGUGGGCUUCAUCCCCUUGCUGCGGGAGAGGAUUUACUCCAACAACCAGUACGCCCGGCAGUUCAUCAUCUCCUGGAUCCUGGUUCUGGAGUCGGUGCCAGACAUUAACCUGCUGGAUUAUUUGCCAGAGAUCCUGGAUGGACUCUUCCAGAUCCUGGGUGACAACGGCAAAGAGAUUCGGAAAAUGUGUGAAGUGGUCCUUGGAGAAUUCUUGAAAGAAAUUAAGAAGAACCCCUCCAGUGUUAAGUUUGCCGAGAUGGCCAACAUCCUGGUGAUCCACUGCCAGACCACGGACGACCUGAUCCAGCUGACAGCCAUGUGCUGGAUGAGGGAGUUCAUCCAGCUGGCCGGCCGGGCAAUGCUGCCCUACUCCUCUGGGAUCCUGACCGCCGUCUUGCCCUGCCUGGCCUACGACGACCGCAAGAAGAGCAUCAAGGAGGUAGCCAACGUGUGCAACCAGAGCCUCAUGAAGCUGGUCACCCCUGAGGACGAUGAGCCUGAGGAGCCAAAGCCAGUGGUGCAGAGGCAGGCAGACCCCAACCCCGACAACUCUUCGGCAAAGCAGGAGGGGCCAGGCAGUGGAGGCCCCGAUGUUUCUUGUGACUCCAGCUUCAGUAGUGGCAUCAGUGUCUUCUCUCCAGCCAGCACUGAGAGGGUCCCAGUCACCCUCCACCUGGACGGGAUUGUGCAGGUGCUGAACUGCCACCUCAGCGACAUGGCCAUCGGCAUGAUGACCCGGAUCGCCGUCCUGAAGUGGCUUUACCACCUCUACAUCAAGACUCCCCGCAAGAUGUUCCGGCACACGGACAGCCUCUUCCCCAUCCUCCUGCAGACGCUGUCGGAUGAAUCUGAUGAGGUUAUCCUGAAGGAUCUGGAGGUGCUGGCAGAAAUCGCUUCCUCCCCUGCAGGCCAGACAGAGGACCCAGGCCCCCUCGAUGGCCCUGACCUCCGGACCAGCCACUCCGAGCCUCAGGUGCCCACCCCUGGCAGGGCCGGCCUGCUGAGCACUCCCAGUACCAAAGGCUUAGAAUGUUCUCCUUCCUCUCCCACCAUGAACUCCUACUUCUACAAGUUCAUGAUCAACCUUCUCAAGAGGUUCAGCAGUGAACGGAAGCUCCUGGAGGUCCGAGGCGCCUUCAUCAUCAGGCAGCUGUGCCUCCUGCUGAACGCGGAGAACAUCUUCCACUCGAUGGCGGACAUCCUGCUUCGAGAAGAGGACCUCAAGUUCGCCUCGACCAUGGUCCACACCCUCAACACCAUCCUGCUCACCUCCACCGAGCUCUUCCAGCUGAGGAACCAGCUCAAGGACCUGAGGACACUGGAGAGCCAGGACCUGUUCUGCUGCCUGUACCGCUCCUGGUGCCACAACCCCGUCACCACCGUGUCCCUCUGCUUCCUCACCCAGAACUACCGGCACGCCUACGACCUCAUCCAGAAGUUCGGGGACCUGGAGGUCACGGUGGACUUCCUCACGGAGGUGGACAAGCUGGUACAGCUGAUCGAGUGCCCCAUCUUCACAUAUCUGCGCCUGCAACUGCUGGACGUGAAGAACAACCCAUACCUGAUCAAGGCCCUCUACGGCCUGCUCAUGCUGCUGCCCCAGAGCAGCGCCUUCCAGCUGCUCUCCCACCGGCUCCAGUGCGUGCCCAACCCCGAGCUGCUGCAGACCGAAGACAGUCUGAAGGCCGCCCCCAAGUCGCAGAAGACGGACUCCGCCAGCAUCGACUACGCGGAGCUGCUGCAGCACUUCGAGAAGGUCCAGAAGAAACACCUGGAAGUGCGGCACCAGCGGAGUGGGCGCGGGGACCACCUGGACCGCAGGGUGGUCCUCUGACAGGCCCGGCCUGGAGAAGGGCCCACUGGGGUCUUCGGGCCCCUUCCCGCAGCCUGAGGGCCUGCCUCCGAGCAGGCUGGCCCUGCCACAGCCCAGGGAAUGGAGCAGGGGUGGAGGCCGUUCUGUCUACCCCCGCUCGCACCACCCGGCCCCCUGGCCGCCAGCUCUGUCCAGCAUUCGGCUCGAGCUGGCUUCCCACAGGGUGGGGCCGCAGCCUCAGACGCCACCUGUCCUCCGGGAUGAGUCUUUCUGACGCCCUCCGGCAAAGAGCUUGACCUCCCAGCCCACCAGAGAGAGCCCUGGCCUCAUGCAAUGCGUGUAUGCGUGGCUGUGUGCACACGGGGGCCAGCACAGAGCUCCGUGUGAACGAUGCAUUCCCGCCCCAAUAAAGAAACGACAGGAAACCCUCA